AUGAAGCUGAGCUUCUCCUCUUCAACACGGUUCGCAGCUUUUUGCAUUUCUACUUUUCACCUGCUCUUGACGUGUGAUGUGGCUGUAGGAGCACCGAUCCCAAUCAAGAACGGUAUCUCUUUCACAAUCAUCAAGCGUGAACCUUCACCCUUCGGUGGCGGUGGCGGUGGAGGCUUUCCUGGCUUUGGAGGAGGCGGAGGCGGAGGUUUUCCUGGCUUUGGAGCCGGAGGCUUUCAACCACCUCACGGUAUCCCUAUGGGUCCGCCUCCUGGCAUGCCUCCCUUCGGUGGUGGCGGCCAUAUGCCUUUCGGACCGCCUCCUGGCGGAAUGCCUGGUGGUAUGCCUGGUGGUGGUAUGCCUGGUGGUGGUGGCGGAGGCGGAGGCGGCGGUGGUGAAGGAGGUGGUGGCGAAGGCGGAGGCGGUGGUGGUGAAGGUGGAGGCGGCGGCGGCGGUGGUGAAGGUGGUGGCGGCGGUGGUGAAGGCGGAGGUGGUGGUGGUGGUGGUGAAGCUGCCGCUGCUCCUGCUGCUGAAGGAGGCGGUGAUGGAGGUGGCGGUGGCGAUGGAGACAAUCCAGAACAAGCGCUUUACUACAUUUCAGAACACACAGUUGCAACCUCUAGAAUACCCAACAUGAAAUUCAGCAUUGCAUCCGUUUAUGUCCCAUUUGUGGCUUUCGCUUUUGCGAUUAUCUCUAUCUCUUCAAAUGAAGUUUCAGCAGCACCAAUUCCAGCUUCCUUGUUAUGGACGGUAGCAAAAUCUGCCAUUAUCAAGCGUUCACCUGCUGACCCGCCGGUUCCAACGAACCCUUUUCCGACAGUUCUAACGCCCGAUCCUUCCUCUAAACCUAAACCAAAUCCUAAACCUAUUCCAGGGUACCCCGAACCUAAGCCCAAGCCUGAACCUUUCCCGAAGCCAAAUCCUUCACCCUAUCCACAACCAAAGCCUGAACCAAAACCUAAACAUGGUGGUACUUGGCCUCCGCCAACAGGUAACACUCCCAAACCAAAGAACCCACCUACUGGUUUCAAGAUUCCAAAAUAUCAAUAG
Meira miltonrushii is the source of this 1047-nucleotide messenger RNA. RefSeq lists its product as uncharacterized. The record is from RefSeq and is a predicted model, not a curated record. Bases 1 to 1047 code for a protein of 348 amino acids. The transcript is spliced from 4 exons. NCBI's taxonomy places the organism in Eukaryota, Fungi, Basidiomycota, Exobasidiomycetes, Exobasidiales, Brachybasidiaceae.